Molecule: messenger RNA, 1299 nt
Organism: Haliotis rufescens (red abalone)
Lineage: Eukaryota; Metazoa; Mollusca; Gastropoda; Lepetellida; Haliotidae
Product: putative nuclease HARBI1
Exons: 5
Coding region: 184-1218 (344 amino acids)
Source: RefSeq, a predicted model, not a curated record
GCCGUUUCACGAAAGCCUCUUAGCGCUACGACCUCCUAAACCACGUCGUAAAGCACCUCUUAAAUAUUUGUGCCGUUUCACAAAGACCUCCUAACUUUACACCCCACCGUAAACAACCUCCUAACCUACGAUAGGUAUGGGGCACUUGUAACUAGCUUACGACAUCCUAAGUCAGCGUCUAAUAUGGCGACACUAUUGAGAAUUAAAGAAAUUUUGAACAGGAGAAACAUUAGGCGAGAGCGAAUAUUCAGGGAUAGGACUGAAGUGUUGGAUACUUUGACCGACACGGAACUGAUUGCCAGGUAUCGCUUUCCUCGACACACCAUCCUACAGCUGGUUGAUCGGGUCAGCGCGGAGAUCUCUCGGCCGACCCAACGUUCGUGUGCCUUACCUGUCCAUGUGCAGGUGUUAGUAACGCUUAGAUACUUUUCAAAAGGGGGAUUCCUAAGUGAAUUAGGAGAUAUACAUGGUAUUGCCAAAUCAAGUGUUUGUCGCGUGUUGGAAAAGACGACAGAUGCAAUCGUAAAGUCGUAUGACUUGAUCCGGUUUCGAACGCCCGACAAACACGCUAAACUAGCGGAGGAUUUCUUCCACAUCUGUGGUUUUCCGAAAGUUGUUGGCUGCAUAGAUUGUACUUUGAUACCCAUUCAACGACCAGCAUUAGAUGAAGCAGUAUAUAUGUGCAGAAAAGGAUUCCACGCCAUCAAUGUGCAAGCUGUGUGCGACGCCCAACUCCGAUUCACAAACAUUAUUGUCCAAUGGCCAGGAUCAACCCAUGAUUCACAUAUUUUCAACAACUGCAAUUUGAAAAGGCAUCUGGAGGAAGGGAAAUAUGACAUCUGGCUUCUUGGUGAUUCAGGGUAUGCCUGUAGACCCUACCUCCUGACACCUGUCAACAACCCUGCAAAUGAAAAAGAGGAGAAAUACAACCGCUGUCAUAUUGGAACAAGGAACUCAGUUGAGAGGGCAUUUGGAUUGUGCAAAUCUAGAUUCAGGUGUCUACACAAAACGACAGGAUGCCUGUUAUUCAGCCCACAGAAGAGCAUCAAAAUUAUUACUGCCUGCUUUCAACUUCAUAAUUUGGCAAUAUUACUGAGGUUGCCUGAGCCUGAUGUUCUUUGUGAGAAUCCUGGACCAGAGGUGGACAGCAGUCCUGCUGAUAACCACAACAUGGAUGGAUGUAGAGUCAGGGGAAAUCUUAUCAACUCUAGGUUUUAAAUGAGGGCCAGGCUCUGUCUUUGGAUGUCACGGAUGUCCCGCUGCACAGACAGAAUUUCCUCAAGGAGAGACAUCUUUCUC